This is a messenger RNA of Girardinichthys multiradiatus, 5481 nucleotides long. RefSeq names its product perforin-1-like. Lineage: Eukaryota; Metazoa; Chordata; Actinopteri; Cyprinodontiformes; Goodeidae. Gene Ontology annotation, molecular function: calcium ion binding; pore-forming activity. The coding region runs from base 1650 to 3416 and encodes 588 amino acids. Gene Ontology annotation, biological process: leukocyte mediated cytotoxicity. The transcript has 4 exons. The record is from RefSeq and is a predicted model, not a curated record.
UAUCACAAUAUGCUAAUAUUUUGAAAAGGACUUGUAUAUUUAAUCUCAUCAUUUAAGUCCAAAAGUUUGAUAUAUGUUUAUAUAUCCUUAUGUUGCACCGAAUGACGAGCUCAUUAUUUGUUGUCCAGACAUUCGAGGCUCAAGAUCAGCACUCCACUAGACUCAGCAGGGUCGUUUUAAACUCGGAUAUCAAUAUUAGCAACCACAGAAAGUCUGUUAGUAAAUCUGCUUACUAUCGUCUUAAAAACCUUGAUAGAAUAAAAGGUUUCCUGUUAGAUAGGAAACAAAAUCUGAUGCUUAUCUCUUUUUUCAGUAGAUCUGAUUACGACAACAGUGUCAUUACUGGUGUCUGUAGAAAAUAUAUCAGGCAGCUGCAGGUCAUCUGAAAUACUGCUGCCAGAGUCCUGACCAGCACCUGAAAAAUGGAUCCUAUCACACCAGUUCUUAAAUCCCGGCACUGGCUCCAUUCUUGUCAAAUAACAGAUUUGAAAAUUCUGCUGUUGGUCUCUGAAGCGCUAAAUGGUUUUGGGCCGAAAUUCAUUUCUGCGUUGCUUGUCAAAUAUAAGCCAUGCAGACCCCUCAGGUCUUCAGUGACUUUCUUACUCACUUCUUAAUCACUCUUCGUGAUUGAAAACCUUCCAAUGUGACAGAAAUAAGGCAAUUUUUCAAUUAAACAAGAUGAGGCUGCAAUUAGUUUUUAUUCUGAUGAGCUCUGGAACAAACUCCCUGAAAACCUGAGAUGGGUGGAAAUGGUUUUUCCUUUAAAUAAAGAAAUUAAAAUAUUAUUUUUUUCAGCAGUCAAAUAGAGUAACAAACUAUUUGAAGCAUUUAUUUCUUUUAUGCAAUGCUUUUAAAGCCUUAGCUUUAUUGUUUUCUUCUUUUCUUUCCUUUAAAGUCAUGUAAAUACUUUAGGUUGCCUUGUGCAUUAAUGGUGCUCUCUAAAUAAGCUUGCUUGCCUUGGACUUAAUUUGCCCAAUUCAUACCCAAUCAUUUCUAUUUCAUCUUUUCUUACUUCAUUUUCUUAUCAGUAAACAACUCAAUUGUAUAUCCUGUGGUUAGUUUGUCAGUCUACUAUAAGAAAUAUGGAUUUAUGAAAAACAUCUACCAGCAGAAGGUCAAUUAAAAGUUAUAUUGAUUUAUUCAAGGGGGCCAUAAUCUGGCAUAUUUCAUUGGAGUCAUCUGGAAAAACUGGGAUCAGAAUCAAAAUAAAUGAGAAAACAAAGUUUUUAGGAAUGAGUAAAUCCUAACAUUAAACUAUAAAUGAGAUUUGAGCAUUUUUCUGAAUAUUUAUUUUAAGAACAUCAGAAAACAUUAAAUACAAUUAAGGAAAAAGCAUACACCGUGGUUUAAGUACCAGGGUAUGAGUUGGCUUGUUUACAGGCAUGAAACGGGAUUCAAAGUAUUGAAAAAGCCAACUAAGUCUAAAACGUUAAAGAAACUUAAAGCACAAAACAAAACCACAAAAUGAACAUCUCAGGGAUCAUGACAGAGAGCUUUAUAAAAUAAGGACAUCAUUGGAAAAAAACUGGAUGUUAGUAAAUAGAAACUAGUUGAUGACAGUUUUCUAGUGCUUUUAGAUGCUUUGUCGUUAUUUUAACUAAAAAUGCAUUACUUUACAGUCGGCAUCCACUGUCCAGGUAAACAGAACUAUGUUGCUGUUGCAUUUGGGCAUCUUUGCUGGCCUUCAGCUGUCCUUCCCUCAGUGCACGAUAGGUGUGUGCACUGAGGGGACAGCCAAACAGUGCCAGGAAGCAGAUUUCGUUCCAGGCUCCAAUCUAGCAGGUGAGGGCUUUGAUAUUACCAAAAUGGAGCUUAAAGGCGCCUUCGUUCUCAACAUGGAUCGGUGGAAACACAAGAAUAAAAAAUGCACCCUGUGUGUUAACCCCUACAUGAUGAACAAAAGGCAAAAGCUGCCCCUGUCCGUGGUGGACUGGAGGGCAAAGCAAUCCUGCAGCUCAAAGGUGUCAUCCAACCUGCACAAAUCCAGCGAGGCUCUGGUCACCUCCACUUCUUCUUCUGUUGAAAACAACUGGAAAGCAAGCUUAGAAUUUCAAACGGUGAAAACAGGCGCCUCGCUGAUGUUGGCUGGAACCAACUCUAAAGUGGCUGAUUACUCCAUGAAGAAAACAAAGAAUGACAAAUUCAGCUUCGCAAGCCUCUGCAUGUCCUGUGAGUACUACAGCUACCGAGUGUCCAGCUCAGCCAAGUUGCACAAGGAAUUCAGCAGAGCAGUGAAACAGCUUCCUCCAGUGUACAGCCAAGAAAGCAAGGAACAGUUUUACACACUCAUUGACACCUUCGGCACCCAUUACAUCAGCAAGGUGAAGGUAGGCGGAAAGAUUCAGUCUGUCACCAGCAUCCGUCAGUGUCAGGCCAGCCUGCAGGGGCUCAGUGCAGAGGAGGUACAGAUGUGCCUGGAGGUCGAGGCAUCUGCAAGCUUCAGGGUCACAGUAAAAAGUGAAUCAAAACACUGCAAGAAGGACAUACAGAAGUCAGAGAGCAAAUCAGCAUUCUCCGACCUCUUCAAUGACAGGUUCACAGAAAUCAAAGGGGGCCAUUCCACAGACCCAGACCUUCUCUUCUCUGCUGAUAAAAACCCAUCGGCUUACAAGGAAUGGCUCAACACGAUUCCCCAGAAUCCUGACAUUAUCUCAUAUUCUGUGGGCUCUCUGCAUGAGUUACUGCCUGCUAAUACAACAACAUGGUUUAAUCUGCGCUCGGCCAUCAGCCAUUACAUCCUGGAAAAGGGCCUGGUAAUAAACUGCACCGAGCGUUGUAGAAAAGAUUCGAGGGAUCACUGCGUCUGCCAGUGCCACAAUGACCCGGCUGUAAAUUCAGACUGCUGCCCAACCCGUAAGGGCAUGGCCCGGAUCAUUUUAACAGUACAGAGGGCCACUGGUCUGCGGGGAGACUACUUCACUUCCACAGAUGGCUUUGUGAAAGUCUUCCACCACAAAGUUGAGUUCCGCCGUUCACCUGUCAUCAACAACAACAACAACCCACACUGGGGCAUGGUGGUUGAUCUGGGUUCGCAGGACCUGUCUACUGCAAGCAAACUGAGAAUUGAAGUCUGGGACCAGGAUAACGGCUGGGAUGAUGACCUGUUGGGAGCAUGCGAGCCGGUUCUUGCAAACGGCAUCAAGGAGGAUGUCUGUAAUCUGAACCACGGCCGACUUUACUUCAAAUGGGAAGUGAAAUGUGCUCCGAGUCUGAGUGGUAAUUUGUGCACAGAAUAUGUACAGACGCCCAUGAAUCCAAGGCUAAAGAAGCUUUACGUGUCCCGUCAUGCCCAUCCUAUUCCUAAGCCCAUGCUGCUUGAGAUGGGGGUGUUUGUGAACAAAUCUGCGUCUGCUAAAUUAGCCGUUUGGAGGAACCAGACUCUUACUGCAAAAAUGCAAACAUAUGAUUUUAAAUAAGGAAAAUGUUCAAAGCUAAAGCUACUUAUCAACAUCUGUCUACUGAAAAUAAGUAAAAGAGCAAAAGAUUCAUUAACUGGCGCAGCAGCAUUUGCACCUUCUGCAGGCAUGUGAUUAAAAACCUGCUGACACCAAAAUAAAGGGCGUUGCAGUAAUCUAGUAAUGUGGUCACAAAGACAUGGAUCACUGUCUCCAAGUGCUUCUCCGUUAAAAGUAGUUUUCAUCAUCCAUCUCCCAUCCUCUUAUUUGGGUCCCUAACAUGAUCAUAGCAUAACAAAAUACUGUUGUAUUCAUAUAAUAGACAUUCAUAAUUUGAUUUUAUGUAACAGUCCUAUUUUAAAUGCGUAAUGCUUAAAAUUCUCUGCUACUUUUGUUUGAGCAGGCAUCACACCUUAUGAUGACCUUUCCUCCAGUGGCUACAGACUCUCUUAUACAGUGCAGUGAAAAGGUAUUCAGCUCCUAACACAAGCAUGUUUCAGAUUAUUUUUUAUAUCAGUAAAAAAUAUAAUGUAAGUAAAUACAAAAUCUUGUUUUCAAGUAAUGACCUCGUUUAUUAAGAGGAGAAAGCUAUUCAAACUAACGUGGCACAACGUGAAAAGCAAUCUCCAAUCUUGUUAAAUCAUGAAAUAACCAAGAUUAACCACAUUUGUUUGAAUAAUUAAUUUUAGUUUUGCUAGCCAGACCUAGGCCUGAUUAUUUCCUGACCUCACUUAGAGAACAUUUAAACAGAGGCAGUCUGACAACAGGAAGUAGGGUCAAAAGAUCUAAAGAACAACACAUCACGCCUCAAUCUGAAGAAAUUCAAGAACACAUUUGAAAUAUAAAGAAUGUCACUGACAUAUAUCAGUCUGGGAAGGGUUAAGGAGACAUCUCUAAGGCUUUGGGACUACACAGUGGUGAACCUUCCUUAGAGUGGCCAACCUACCAAAUACCAAAAAAAGUGCAUUGAUGGCUCAUCCAGGAGGUCACAGAAGAAGACACAACAUCUAAAGUUCUGCAGGACCCGCGUGCCUCAGUUAAGCUCAGUAAUGAUGAUCCCCAAGACUUUCAGAAAAAUAUUUAGUGGACGGAUAAGGUGGACUUUCCUUUUUCAUCUGAUGUAAAAGUAUCACAGAAUUUUGGAAAAAGACAUCAUACCAAUAGUCAAACAUAAUGGUGGCAGUGUGGUGGUCUGGGGCUGCUUUAUAUCUUCAGGACCUGGGUUGAAUUACAAUAGCCUCUUUCACUAAACAUUUAAUAAACCCACAAAAAAUGUGCACCUCUGAAUUCCUUCUGAUCAUUCAUAAAUCACAAGUAAAGUUGGCAAUUGCUUUGUAAGUCAGGGAUGUAACCAGGACAGGCUUAUUUCUGCCCCCUCUCACUGCAUUGGCCCCUUCACAAAACACAGAGAUAUGGCAAGAAGGCACUUUAAUCCCAUCUGGAAGUGUUUUGUGAAGUGGCCCGAUGAAUUCUGCUCUGUACCAGAAAAUCCUAAAGGAGAAUACCCCACCAUCAUUUUGUGACCUUGAGUGAAUUUGGGAAAAUCAGCAGGAUAAUGAUCUGAAACACAACAGCAAGUCUAUCUCUGAAUGGCAGUAAGAAGAAAAUUUUGGACUUUAAAAUCCGGCUCAGAUGCUGUAGCGUGACUCUUCGUGAUUGAAAACCCUCCAAUGUGACAGAAAUAAGGCAAUUUAAAAAAAAGGAGUCCACAGUGGUGUAUCUUUGUCUGAUGUUAAUGUUUGUUUCAUGAUCGGAAACAUUAAAAUGUAACAAAAAGGGGAAGUUAGUCCCCAAACCAACUAACUGCUCUGUCAACUAAAGCAUUUUUAUAUUUAAUUUUAAAACUUGAUAAAAAUGGUGUGUAAAUGUGACUUUGACACUUUUCACAAUAAAGAUGGUGUUGAUCUUAACUUAGGAAAUGGCUGCAAGGAAAUAGCUUCUAACCUCGACAAGUUAGAGCAAUAAUUAAAAUUUUUUAAUCUGAUCGUGUUUUACUGUAGCUUCUUUGGUUUUUUUGUUGUAAUGUCGCUUCUUGGAGGAAAUGUUCAUAUUAUUUUGUAACUAUAAUGGCUUGAUUUCUAUAAAA